AUGAGAAUUUUAAUAAUAAAUUGCUAUGAUAACAAAGACCUUGAAAAAUUCCAACAUUUCCAAUUUCAUGUUAUGAAAGUAAAAUCUCCAAUUAAUGUAGUAUUUAGCGGAGUAAAAGGAGUUAAUAGAUACAGAAAAUGAAUUUUAUGUUCGUAAUAGGGAUACAAUAGAGGACUUUCUAUACGAAGUAGAAAGUUCUUAUGUGAAAAAGGAAGCAGCUCUAAAAUUCGAUCAACUUGAUGUCAUAUUCAUUAUUGGAGAUUGUCAUACUCGACCUUGGGCUGCUCACAUGAGUAUAGAUUUAAGAAUCAUAGUUAGCAAAAAUAUUGGUUUUGUUGAGAAUGUGUUUAAGAGUAUAGAAGCUACUCUUUGCUUCAGGAUUUGCCAUGUAGGCCUUGGUGUACUUAUCAGCAUCUAAUAUUGAUAGAGUAAUAUCUUCAUAUCAUGUAUAAGCCUAUCAACUUAAUCAAUCAGAAUGGAGGCAAAUUAUCAGAUCUGAGAGAAUUAAAAAUUCAGAUUUAACAAAGCGAUAUGUUUUUGGAAAAUACAUCAGGGGAUUUAUAUGUUUUUAAUUAUGAAACUUCUGAGUGGAUUCCAAAAUUGAAUGUAGGCAUUCACUUAAGGAGUGCAGCCCAAGAAUUCUAAUCAAUAGGAAGGUAUGUUGUUAAAGCUCCUAUUUACAAACCAAAAUAAAAUGGCUCAUUUCUAAGUAAAAACAAAAACACUGAAACCGUUGUCUCUAUAAGAAAUGUUUAUUUAUAACAUUGGGUAUUAUUCAUUAAAUUAAAACAACAAAGGCAUUUAAGGAUAUUGAAUCAAGAUUUUUAGCACCAUUAUUGAAUAGAUGGGAUGUACACAAUUUCUAAUUCAAUAAUGCUGAAAAGAAAUUUAUCUGUCUAGCAGAAAGUGAUGAAGGACCAUCAAUAAUUGAGUACCCCAAGGCUUUGGCUUGCAUGUUUGAAAUUGAUACCAAGUACCCUUUUACAAAUACUCUGCUCAAAAACUUUGUAUAAUAUGCUAUGUACAACAUCAAAGUCUCAAAGUAAGAAAACUCGAUUUCAUAUAUUUAAGUUCCUCUAAACCUUUCAAUUCUAUUGAGAAUUAUCACAAAGUUAAUACAAAGUCGUCAUCUAUUUUAGAUCUUCUGAAAAACACUAAUAAUUAGAACCAAAAGAAAACCACUCUCGAAUUAAUGCAAAUCAGAGGCAAGAAUGGGAUAGCUUCGCAUAGUCAAUAAAAAUUAACAUAGGCUUAAGAAGAAUAAAAAUUAUAAUCCAUGUAGCUUAGUCUCAAAAGGAGAAGCAGUAUCGCCCAUGUAGGAUUUACACUAAAUAAAAAUGUACCAAUAAGACCAGUGGAAGUUAAUGCUGUUGGGAAAAGGAGAAUAAAAUACCAACAAGGUUAAUAACAUUCGAGGAAGAUAAGUGCUGACGAAGCAUAUUUAAAAUCCUAAAGAGACAGUGAAGAUGAUGUUUUGAAUGAAGCACAAUCAGUUUAGAAAACAUUGCCUCUCAAAACUGCCAGCCAAUCAGAAAUACGGAAAAUGUUGCAUCCAGAAAUUUCUAAGUCUUGUUUGGAAGUUAGAGAAAUUUGGAUUCCAGGACAUUUAUCAGAGUAGGUGAAAACUCAAGGAGAUAGAAGGAUAAGUUAGAUUGGAGGAUCAUUUCAAUCGACUCAAACUUCUUAAAGGAGGAGAUGGAUUUGA
Molecule: messenger RNA, 1705 nt
Organism: Paramecium octaurelia
Lineage: Eukaryota; Ciliophora; Oligohymenophorea; Peniculida; Parameciidae
Source: the annotation of a GenBank genome assembly